AGAAUGGAGCGGAUUUGUACGCCGUCCAUCUAACCGAAUCGACGGAGCAAAACGAGGCGACCGACAUCAACAAACUCUGCGAUUCGGUCCCGGAUGACUUGGCGAAAAUCAUUCGGGAAUAUCCUGAGAUUUUCCCUGACGACUUGCCAAGUGGACUGCCACCCGAACGACCCCAGGACCACAAAAUCGAGCUCGAGCCCGGCGCGCAGCCUACUGUAAGCACGCAAUGGCGCCUGACUCAGCCGAAGCUACAGGAGUUACGGAACCAGUUGGACUACCUGCUGGCGAAAGGGUUCAUUCGGCCGAGCACGUCCCCGUUCGCAGCCCCGAUCCUGUUCACACCAAAAAAGGACAGCGGACUUCGCAUGUGUACGGAUUAUCACGCCCUUAAUCGGGUAACGAUAAAGUCGUGCUACCCAAUACCACGCACGGACGAACUGAUCGACAACCUUCGCGGAGCUCGCUACUUUUCGAAGAUCGACCUUCGUGGCGGUUACCAUCAAAUUCGAGUGUUCGCUGACGACUGCCACAAGACCGCGUUUCGUACUCGCUAUGGGAGUUACGAAUACACGGUGAUGCCGUUUGGAUUAACGAACGCUCCCUCGACGUUCCAACUCACCAUGAACAGGGUGUUCCGCGAUCUACUCGACAAAUGCGUGAUCAUUUACUUGGACAACAUCUUGAUCUACAGCAAGACCCGGGAGCAGCAUUUAAAAGAUUUGGAAGCGGUUUUUCAGCGGUUGCAGCAGCAUCGCCUCAUCACCAAGGGCUCCAAGUGCGAGUUUUUAAAACAAGAACUGGAGUUCCUGGGGCACGUGAUCUCCACGGAAGGGAUUCGAAUAGACCUGAAAAAACUCCGGGCUAUUCAGGAGUGGAAACCGCCAACAAAUCUGCAGCAGCUGCAAUCAUUUUUGGGUUUCGUGAAUUACGUGAGGCGGUUUAUACCCAACAUGGCGGGGUUAACUGGACCUCUAACCGACCUGCUGCAGAAGGGAACUUUUUACGAGUGGGGGGAGAAGCAGCAAGCUGCGUUCGAGGCAUUAAAAAAACUUUUAAUGGCGCCACCGGUACUUCACAUCGCUGACCCGGAACGGCCCUUCGAAGUCAUCACCGACGCAAGUGACAUCGCCAUCGGAGCAACGUGCGGCGUCUAUUACUUACGAAGCGGGACUGAUCGAAUUUGGGUCCCAAGUUAUCGUCUACUUCACGAAUUACUAAUUCAAGAAGUCCACGAUUCGAAUUUAUCGGGACAUUUCGGGGUUGAUAAAACUUUGAAGGUGUUGCAGCGGUUUUAUUACUGGCCAGAUAUGGUGACGGACGUGCAGCGUUACGUGGCCGCGUGUCCGAUCUGCCAGCGAAUGAAGUCAUCACACCAGCGACCUACAGGACUGUUGCAGCCCCUCGAGCCACCUCAACGCCCAUGGCAACACGUAACGAUGGAUUUCGUUAUGGGACUACCAGCCGGACCUAGCGGAAAUGACGCUGUUUUGGUUGUCGUCGACCGAUUGACGAAAAUGGCGCAUUUCGCACCAUGUCGUACAACCAUCACAGCCGAAGAAACAGCGCGCCUGUUCAUCUCGACCGUCGUUCGCCUACACGGGAUACCAGCAGCAAUCAUUAGCGAUCGAGAUCCGAAGUUCACGUCAAAAUUCUGGCAGGACACGUGGGCUCGAUACGGCACGCGUCUACAAUUCUCAUCCGCUUAUCAUCCUCAAACGGACGACCAGACGGAAAGGACAAAUCAAACGAUGGAGCAGCUAAUUCGAACAAACUGCCCCGACCGGAACAAAUGGGAGGACGUGCUGCCCAUGUUGGAAUUUUCCUACAACAACGCGCCCUCAGCUACGACUAAUCACUCCCCGUUUUAUCUCAAUUACGGGAUGGACCCUACAGUGCCGAUCUCCACCAAUGUUGAGAGUCAAGUACCACGAUCGCAGCUAUUCGUCGAAGAAUUACAGACUGCCCGAGACAAAGCUGUCGACCUUAUCCGCAAGGCGAACGCUACUGCCCGACGGUAUGCGGAUUUACAUCGACGGGAUAUUACAAUGGCAACAGGGCAAUUAGUCCUUUUGGACACCAAGAAUUUACAACUGCCACUACCGACAAAAUUACGACCACGUUUCUGUGGCCCAUUCAAGAUCGUAAAGAUGGUGACGCCGGUGACCGCCCAGUUACGCCUGCCUGAUGACUGGCGAAUUCACAACAAAUUCCACGUGAGUCUGUUGCGACCCUUUGUUCCUGAUACGUCAGACAUCGCUCGACAGCGAUUGACCUUUUGACAGAACCGCCUCGGCUUCUCCAGACCU
Molecule: messenger RNA, 2306 nt
Organism: Closterium sp. NIES-67
Lineage: Eukaryota; Viridiplantae; Streptophyta; Zygnematophyceae; Desmidiales; Closteriaceae
Source: the annotation of a GenBank genome assembly